Anguilla rostrata (American eel) is the source of this 2801-nucleotide messenger RNA. Its product is annotated as CD99 antigen-like. Gene Ontology annotation, cellular component: plasma membrane. Gene Ontology annotation, biological process: homotypic cell-cell adhesion; positive regulation of neutrophil extravasation; T cell extravasation. The record is from RefSeq and is a predicted model, not a curated record. The transcript has 13 exons. Bases 161 to 874 code for a protein of 237 amino acids. Lineage: Eukaryota; Metazoa; Chordata; Actinopteri; Anguilliformes; Anguillidae.
GCACCAGUCAAUCAUAUUUUGGGCGUUGCUUAGCAGUUAUGUACAAUACACCCAAAAAAAGUUAGUCGUUUGCUGAGAAACUUUUUAGAAAAUCAACAAAUACAUCAGCGGGUCCUACUUAUCGUUUCCUUAUCCUUGUACAAGUCAAUCUACUACUGUGAUGUUAAACUUGUGGAUUUUAUUAUUUGCGAGUCUAGCAAUCGGAGCUAAAGCGCAAGGCUUUGACCUUUCUGAUGCUUUGGGUGGUGAUGAGAAAGAUCCAACCAAGGCUCCCAUUCCAAAAGUCCCAGUUGACCCGAAGAAACCCGGUGGUGAUGGUGGACUAGAUCUUUUUGAUGCUGUGCACCCAGACCCAAAAGACCCUGCUCAGCCUCCACCAAAACCACCGGCAGGAGAUGGAUUUGAUCUUAAUGAUGCUCUUGGUCCAGACCCUGUAGCGCCAAAGAAGCCAGCAGUUAACCCACCAAAGGAUGGUGGAACCGAUGGUGGUACAUUUGGAGACUCAGAUUUGCUUGAUGUGGUUGGAGGUGGUGGAUACACACCAGAUAAAGGAAAAGGUGGCGGACAUAUUAAUAAUCCUUCUUCUAAUGAUGGAGGCAAGGGCAAUGAGGAUGAACAUCAAGAGACUCGGAACAUUAACAUGACUAGCAUUUUGAGUGCUGUGGGUGUGGCAGUCGUUGGGGCCGUAUCCAGUUACUUUGCCUACAAGAAGAAGAAGCUUUGCUUUGGACAAGGAGGUAAUCAGAGGGGUGGUGGAUUAGACAAAGGGGGAUCUGGGGGUCGAUAUGGUCCCGCAGGAAACCGCUCAGGAGGAGGAGCAGGAGGAGGAGGAGGAGCAGGAGGAGUUCUCAGCAAUCUCCUCAGGAUGGUGUGACUUCCAUCAGUCAAACCAAUGAUAGGGAUCAUCAGCAACUAACAAUGCUGCAGAAAUUCCAGGGUGAGACAAUGCAGAUUUUAGUGGCUGAGUUGGACAAUCUUUUUUUGUACAGCUACAAGCAGAUAGUUGUGUAUGUAGAAAAUGUAUGUAUUAAAACUGGUACCACUUAUUUUUCGUUAAGAUUAUGAUAAAAUAUGUAAAGUACAAUAUUAUUUUUCAAACAGCAAUACAUUUAAUUCUUGAUAAACAUGUAAACAGCAAGGUGUUACUGGUGAAUAUUAAUUGAACAUCUGAAUUAGGCAAAAUGUGUGAAUGUACACAUUUCACACAAUACAUUUAGACCAGCUAGAGUUGUCUAUGCAAUCAGCUUUGACUUGCAAGUUCAUAUGAAAUACAGUUUCUGGUGUAAAUUCAGUAUUCAAACCGUAAGGAAUCUUUAAAACACUGUCCACAAAAUCUUUAUCUAAGAUUAUGAACCUUUGUUGUAUUGCACUAUGUUGGAAAGGGGUUGUUUGGACUUGGUUGUUUUUAUAAGUGGGAGUGAAUGGUUUACAUUCAUUGUGUUCCCAAGAUAUUUUUUGAUUUCUACCUGACAGGACCAUACAAAUAUACUCUUGUACCAUGACACAUUAGGGGAUAUUUAUUUAAAAAACUCUAUAAAAAUCUAUAUGUAUUGUAAAUAUGAUGACUAAUAGGAUGCCCAAUAUGUACAGCAUACAAGUGGUGGAAGGUAUGUGCUUGUUUUCUAUUAAAAUGUCUAACUUCAAAAAUAAAUUUUAAAUAUUUGUCUCUUUAAGACAUAUUUUUGCACUACAUCUGCAAUAGUUUGAUACAUAUCGCUUUAUGUUCAUAAAACUUAAUCUGCAAGAAUCAAAAGCCUAACUUAAUGCCUCACAUUGAGAAACAAUAUCUCAAGUAUUACAUUCCUAUUGAAAUCUUUCUGGACCCCUCUAUGUAUAACACUGUUUUUGUAAUGGGGAAUUUCUGUUUUGUCACAGAUACAAUGCAAUGGUUUAAACAGUGUCCUCUAAACUCAAUGGUAAUCUAUGUGUUUACAUGAAUAAUUAGCAUGCUAACCUGUGAAAUGAAUAACUUAACAGACAUGACGUCUAGGACUCUGCUGCCUUGAUACAAACCUACUUUAAAUAUGUGGGUUGUCUGAUGAACUGCAGGUGCACCAGUUAGAAGAUAUUGACCCAGAUAGACGCAGCCUGACUGGCAUUCUGAACUGGUGAAUAAAUAAAAGGGCAAAAGGUGCACUGCUGAAAGUGCACUGCUGAUGACUACUCAUUUUUUAAAUGACCAAGCUCUUUGAUUUGGACACUUGGGCGGUAAAAACAAAUCUUAAAAAACUAAAAUUAUUCAAAACAAUGAUUAAACAAAACAUUUAAAAAUGUCAUAAAAUGUGUUUAUCUCCCUCUACUACAUUUUGAAUGCACAAAUGUGUGAAAUAGGCUACAAGUAUUUGUCAUAUUUAAUUAUGUGUAAAUCAACAGUAUUUUAAUAAACAAAUUUGACUGGUCAAUAAUGGUCUAUGCUGGCAUUCCUCACCCUUUUUUCUACCUGCAGCACAUUAGCAUUCAUGUCUGUUUUAGAGUUUAAUCUCUCAAAAAAUAAUUUUGAUCAUUCCUGUGAAGCGAAGAAUGAUUGGCAGUGAGGUUUAAGUCUGCUUGGUACCAUGAUGUGGGUUGAGCUUCUCUGCAUGUAAAGGAUAUACCAGGGCAGGAUGAAUCCCCAGUGUAUGCAAACCCAUAGGACAAAAAAACAUCAUUGUAGAGUCUGCAUUGGAAUUACUCCAUUUUCACCUUGGAGGUAGACCCACUUUUUUUGUGAUGUAGCCACAAAUUAGCCAAAUAGCAUUGCAGACUGUGGCUAAUGCUCUUAACAAAACAAAACAAAAAAAAAAAACAAAAAAAAAACAAAA